AUGAUCUUGUGGGGUAUCCAGAAACACCUGAAUGAAAAACGCUUGAAUCCCUCUCAUGGAAACCAGAAUCGGCGGUAUGUUGACUCGGGUGUGGUGAACGAGAACUUCAGCAGUGCCUACAUUGAUUCUCAUCAAGGAACUUCUGCUGCUUUCCAUCCGUCGUUCUAUCCAGAUAAAAGAUUAUUAACAUGGCGUGCACCGCAUCUGAGGAAGCAGCAGCCUCUAAAAAAGUCACUGGAGGUGGACGCGAACAGUGGCAUUACUUGUGAGUCGCAUUCGGAGACGAAAUCAAAGUUAAGUAGCAGUCAUCACGACUCUCUCAAACCUUCUACAAAAAGCAUUUCCUCUGCAGAAAAACCCGUCCCUGCUAGCGUUCCUCGAAGUAAUGGUUCGCCGAAAAAUGUGAUCUAUAUCCCCGAUGAUUGGUACUCGGAUGUAAAUUCACUUUCGAAAGAUGAUCUCGAGCAAUUCGAAGCUGACAGUUUUGAUCUCGAAAAAGUUCCUGAAGUUCCUCCACCGAGACAUUUAUGUUGA
Messenger RNA from Anisakis simplex (herring worm), 534 nucleotides. The record is from the annotation of a GenBank genome assembly. Lineage: Eukaryota; Metazoa; Nematoda; Chromadorea; Rhabditida; Anisakidae.